UUCGUAUUAAUAGCAAUUAAAAAAAAAGAAAAUUAGGUUAAAUACGAAGAUACGUUGUUUCAUUAGGAGAAAAGAAGACACGGUCUUUUGAUACACGUGUUGGCUAAAGAGCGUUCAUCUCUUUCUCUCUUCCCCCUCCGUGUCUCUCUCCCUCUCGUAGACGAUACUCGAUGGCAACGAUUCUUCCCCAAUUCUUCAGGGAAAGUCAAAUAUACUUCUACUGUGUUAGAUUAUGGACGGAGGAGGUGGCGAUGGUAGUGGUGCCGCGUACAACCACACACGAUGGAGUUGGUUUUUAGGGAUUUUAUGGAUCGCAGGAAUGGCAUGAUUAAGGCGUUAACCACUGGUAAUAUUUGGUCACUCGCUCUUCGUUUUGUUUCUUCUUCCUCCAUUGUCGUUAAAAAUCUCAACCCUUCAAGGAUUUGUUUAUGGGAUUGACGAAAGUCACUGUUUUUAUUAUGUGUGUGUUUGAAUUGUCUUUGUUGUGCUCUGUUUUGAGCUGAUUGUUGAAAGAUGCAUUAGGGGUUUUGAUAGUUUCUCUGAAUUAUGAGCAAUAAAGGAGUAAAGUUUUGUUUUUUGUUUGUGGGAUUGAUUUCCUCCUAUGAAAGUCUUUGCUUUUUUUAUUUUUUUUAUUUUUUUUGUGUUGUUUUCAUUGUGCUCUGUUUUUCUGAGCUCUCCUUGAAAGCGGAGUAAAGUUUAUAUUUUUGAAUAUUGAUUUUGGAUCCUACAUUGGCCAAAGAACACCAGAUAAAACUGUAAGGGAUGUAGCUCUAAGGUGUAGAUGGAUAAUAAUUUUUAUGACAUUGGGACAAAGUUUAUUAUAUGUGUUUGGUUUGCUUUUGUUUGAACUUGGUUUUAAAAACCAUGCUUCUUUAUGUAAGGUGGUGGAUGCAUCCCCAAAACUGAACAUAGUAGCCAAUCUGCCUCAGCAAAAUGCUUUAUAUGCCAUGAACAAUAACUACCGCAGUACACACAUGCCUUUUGAAGGUAUAAGUGAUGCAGUAAUGGCUCUUUUACAGCAAAACGCUCAAGCUUUUAGUCAAAUUUCGUACAACCUCUCGUGUACAAGUAAUUUAGUCUUCUUUUUCUUUUUGCAAUCCUUUGUGCCUAGUUGAGUGAGAAGAUUGAUAAUGUUUGAUCCGGUUUCCUGGUACAUUCAUGCAAUUAAAACUGGUACAUUCAUGCAAAAUGUUUGAUAAUUUUUUUUUAAAACCCCUAAUUAAGAGACUUGCAAUGGAGCAUAAAAAUGUUUAGGUUUCUUAAUGCUGUCUCUUAAUUCACUUUUACUAUUUUAAAGUAUUAAAAAAUAAAUAAGAGACCCUAAAUGGGUAUAUGGGAUAAUGGUGCUCUUAGGCAGGUUUUAUUAACAGAUCUAAAAUGAGGGGAAUGAAAGUAUU
Molecule: messenger RNA, 1397 nt
Organism: Eruca vesicaria subsp. sativa (arugula)
Lineage: Eukaryota; Viridiplantae; Streptophyta; Magnoliopsida; Brassicales; Brassicaceae
Source: the annotation of a GenBank genome assembly